GCACUAAUUAAUUGAAGGGUGGGGGGGAACCUGUUGAGGCUUCCCUCCUCAUCUUUCUCAUUAAUCUCACUGCAUUUUAUACUGCAAGUUGCUGCGGACGACUCCAGCAGACUUCACAACACAGGAGUGUCUCGACGCUGGCAAUCUUGACAGGAUGUCUAACAACAUGGCCAAGAUUGCGGAUGCUCGAAAGACGGUAGAGCAAUUAAAGCUGGAGGUCAACAUAGAGAGGAUGAUGGUGUCCAAAGCAGCAGCGGACCUGAUGGCCUACUGUGAAGCCCAUGCCAAAGAGGACCCCCUCGUUACGCCUGUACCUUCCUCAGAGAACCCCUUCAGAGAGAAGAAGUUAUUCUGUGAGAUACUUUAAACCCUGUACCAAUAUUUGUAGAUUUUUCUUUGUGGUUUAUAUACACUACCUGUCAAAAGUUUUAGAAGACCCCAAUUUUUCCAGUUAUUUAUUGAAAUUCAAGUCGUUCAAGGCCAAUGAAUAGCUUGAAAUGGUACAAAGGUAAGUGGCGAAGUGUCAGAGUUUUAAAAAAAAAAGGCAAUGUUACCCAAAACUGAAAAAUAAUGUGUAUUUUAGAAUUAGGGGCCUGUUUCAGGGUCCACAAAAUGGGUCAAAAAUUUAAAGCUGUUGUGCAGAAAUGGAGGUUGAUCAAGCCUUGGCAGCUGGUGCAACUAAUUCCUACAGGUGCUCCAAGUUCUGGAGUACUUACUACCCUCCUCUGUCUGCAUAAAAACAGUGUUGGGAACACACUGUGGUACUAUACCCUCGUGAACAUCAGUUGAACAGCCUUGUACUGGAGAAAGUCACUUGUUGCUACAAAAAUGGCAAGAAAAAAUGGAAUUAACAAUGAAAGAAAGACGGACCAUCUUAACACUUAACAAUGUAGGUUUUUCCUCCAGAGAAACU
This is a messenger RNA of Dunckerocampus dactyliophorus (ringed pipefish), 913 nucleotides long. RefSeq names its product guanine nucleotide binding protein (G protein), gamma 8 (gene gng8). Gene Ontology annotation, cellular component: heterotrimeric G-protein complex. The transcript has 3 exons. The record is from RefSeq and is a predicted model, not a curated record. Gene Ontology annotation, biological process: G protein-coupled receptor signaling pathway. NCBI's taxonomy places the organism in Eukaryota, Metazoa, Chordata, Actinopteri, Syngnathiformes, Syngnathidae. Bases 155 to 367 code for a protein of 70 amino acids. Gene Ontology annotation, molecular function: G-protein beta-subunit binding.